This is a messenger RNA of Caenorhabditis remanei, 1092 nucleotides long. RefSeq lists its product as uncharacterized. Bases 1 to 1092 code for a protein of 363 amino acids. The record is from RefSeq and is a predicted model, not a curated record. The transcript has 4 exons. Lineage: Eukaryota; Metazoa; Nematoda; Chromadorea; Rhabditida; Rhabditidae.
AUGGCUACCUACCUUCGGUUGGUAGUUCUCUUGCUCCUGACGAUCCACGUUUCGUCAUUCCUCUUCCCUAGUGCCGGAGGAGGUGGCGGCGGCGGAGGCUGCGGAGGUGGCUGCGGAGGCGGCUGCGGUGGCGGAGGAGGAUGUGGAGGAGGAGGUGGAGGAUGCGGAGGUGGCGGGGGAUGUGCUCCACCACCACCACCACCAGUUCCAUGCGGCGGAGGAGGUGGCGGCGGAUGCGGUGGAGGAGGUGGAGGAUGUGGCGGAGGAGGCGGAGGAUGCGGAGGCGGAGGUGGCGGAGGAUGCGGAGGUGGAGGCGGAGGAUGCGGAGGAGGAGGCGGAGGAUGCGGAGGAGGAGGCGGUGGAUGCGGAGGAGGAGGAGGCGGAGGAUGCGGAGGAGGAGGUGGUGGAUGCGGAGGAGGAGGCGGUGGAUGCGGAGGAGGAUCUUCCGGAGGAUGUGGAGGAGGAAGCUCAGGAGGAUGCGGCGGAGGAGGUGGUGGAGGAUGCGGAGGUGGAUCUUCAGGAGGAUGCGGUGGAGGAAGCUCCGGAGGAUGUGGAGGAGGAGGCGGCGGAGGCGGCGGAGGUGGAUGCGGCGGAGGAGGAUCCAGCGGAGGAGGUGGAUACGCUGUUGCCCCAUCCGGAGGAGGCGGAGGAUGCGGAGGAGGAGGUGGAGGUGGAAGCUCAGGAGGAGGAUACGCAGUCGCCCCAGCCCCAUCGUAUGCUUCAUCCGGAGGAGGUGGAUACGCUACCAGCGGAGGAGGAGGAUCCAGCGGAGGAUACGCUACCGGAGGACAAUCUGGAGGAGGAUACUCAUCAGGAGGAAGCUCCGGAGGAGGAUACUCAACUGGAGGAGGAGGAGGAUACGCCGGCGGAGGCGGAGGAGGAGGCGGAGGAUCCAGCGGUGGAUACGCCGGAAGCAGCGGUGGAGGAGGAUACUCAGCACCAGCUGCACCACCACCACCACCACCCCCACCACCACCAGCACCAGCUCCAGCACCAGCCCCAUCAGGCGGAGGCGGAUACUCUGAACAAGCAAGUGGUGGUUCUUCUUAUCCAUCCCGCUUCAGAUUCUCGCGCUUCUUCAACAAGGCAUAA